This is a messenger RNA of Mangifera indica (mango), 954 nucleotides long. RefSeq lists its product as uncharacterized. The transcript has a single exon. Bases 50 to 814 code for a protein of 254 amino acids. Lineage: Eukaryota; Viridiplantae; Streptophyta; Magnoliopsida; Sapindales; Anacardiaceae. The record is from RefSeq and is a predicted model, not a curated record.
AUUCAAUAAUCAAUAAACAUAAAAUAUUGUUAACAAUCCUCUUCAAUUUAUGAUUUUGUCUUUUCUUUUCUGCCAUCACAAUCACAUCAAGAUUUUGAUUCCUUCCUGCUACAAUUCUUCGCUUUUCUUCUAUAAAAUAGCAUCUGUAAUCUUCUUCUUCUUGUUUUUAUUUCUCUUUCUUUCUUUUGGGUUCUCGUUUUCUUUAAUUAUUAUCACAAACAACAACGAACCACCGCAAAGCUCGGCUGCAACAACAUCCAUGAAGGUUCACCCUGUGCCCACCACAAAGAAGAGAAACAACAUCACCAUUCAAUAUUAUGAUAAUACUAACAAUUUGAGAAACCCACGGAAUCUUUCAGCUGGGUCUCACAAGAAGCUCCGUCGCUUGCCCCAUAUCUUUAGUCGGGUUCUUGAGCUGCCUUUCAGGUCCGAUGCUGACGUGGAAAUCGAAGAGAACCCCGAUUGCUUCAAGUUCAUUGCCGAAACCACCGGUAUCGGUGAAUUCAGGGCCCAUAUGAUUCAAAUCUAUCCUGGGAUCACUAAAAUCGUUGUUAGGCAAAAUGGGUCUGUGGAGUUGUCUUCGUUGGAUGAGCUGGAGCUGGAUAUGUGGCGGUUUCGGCUGCCCGAGACGACCCGACCCGAAUUGGCGAGUGCUGUUUAUGUGGAUGGGGAGCUGAUAGUGAUUGUGCCGAAAGGUGGGGACUUGGAGAGUUUGGAGGAGAGAGAAGGCAGUGGUCGUGCCAGUGGUGACGGUGGUGAAAACGGGGAUUUUAGCGGAGGCAUGGGAAACAAUAGGCUCGUGCUUGUACAGUGAUAUAAAGUGAUCUCUUUUAUGCUUUAAUUAUGUUUAUGUUACUUUUUAAUGUUGAACUUUAGCCUGCAAGUUCAUUUUGUGAUGGCGUUUUUAUGGAUAAUUUUCCUUCAAUAAAUCGGAGAUGUUGUUUUUGUUGCAAA